Trichoderma atroviride IMI 206040 is the source of this 1218-nucleotide messenger RNA. Lineage: Eukaryota; Fungi; Ascomycota; Sordariomycetes; Hypocreales; Hypocreaceae. The record is from RefSeq and is a predicted model, not a curated record.
AUGGCCUCCCAAUUGCCUCCAGGCACGGACCUCUGCAAGAUCCCGGCAGCCGUGCCUCCUCCAGGGGUGAUCCCCAAGCUUGGCAGCCCUGCACCUCUUGCGCCGGCUAUUGUCGCAGUAUCGGCAGUCAUGUUGGCAUUUUCCACAAUAUUCAUUGUUGGUAGGGUGUGGAUAAACCUGCGCAAGUUAAAAACUGCAGACUACUUUGCAAUCAUCGGUUACGUCUUGAGUGUAGCCUAUAUUGUGCUCAUAUUUUCUAUUCUAAAAUAUGCUGGACAUCAAUGGGACGCUCCAGCAUGUUGGUUCAACGGGAAUUAUAUGAAGAUUCUCUUCGUCCAGGGCAUGCUCGUCGGUCCAGCCGCCUUCUUCGCCAAGAGCGCCAUCUUGCUGCUCUAUCUCCAAAUCUUCAUUGCGCAUACGGAUAUGCGCAUUGCCGUAUACGUGGGCAUCGUCUUCACUGGCCUGAUCUACUGGCCGUCCAUUCCUCUUGAGAUUGCAAUCAAUGCUCCACACCCAGGCGACACAUGGGCUGAUCUCUUGGUCAAUGGGCAAGUCCAGAAGCUCCUCCCCUGGGGAGUAGUCCAGGGGUCAUUGGCCGUUGUCAUCGACUUGUACAUUUUCAUUCUGCCGCAACCAGUUCUGUGGAGGCUAAACAUGUCUCUGAGAAAGCGAAUUGCUGUAUGCGCCGUCUUUUUUACUGCUUUGAUGGGUGUCAUCGCCAGUGUUAUUGGGCUUGUCUUCCGAGCUGAGUUGUUAAGCACAAUAGAUAUCAUUUACACACAAAACAAGUGCUUCAUCUGUGUCAUCGUUGAAAACAGCAUUGCCCUGAUUGUAGGCUCUGUCCCAGCUUGGAAAGCCAUCUGGAAGAAGCAUAUCAUCACGUCCAAACUCUACAAGACGCUUACCUCCAAGCUACACGGCAAUAGCACUGACCAUGGCGACGAUGCGCACAUUUCAAAGGCCUUUGGCUUCAACAGGCCCGCCUCCAGGGCACAGGCACCAAAACAAAACGGUUCAGAGAAGAGCCUGCAGCGGUUUGUGUCGCAUAGGGAAAACACUGACAACGAAUUCGGCAACUACUAUACGCCCCCGGUUGUCCAGAUUCAAGGUGGCAGCCAAAACGGGCAUAGAAAGGCUGAUUCCGAGGAUAUGAGUGCCGGAGGAAUCGUUCGCAAUUACGACAUUACGCGGGAAGUCCAUCCCGACGAACAGGUGUAG